Messenger RNA from Stereum hirsutum FP-91666 SS1, 897 nucleotides. RefSeq lists its product as uncharacterized. The transcript is spliced from 9 exons. Lineage: Eukaryota; Fungi; Basidiomycota; Agaricomycetes; Russulales; Stereaceae. The record is from RefSeq and is a predicted model, not a curated record. The coding region runs from base 1 to 897 and encodes 298 amino acids.
AUGGUAGACUGGACAUCCUCCGCAGAGCUCGUCCUCGACGGAGGCGCGUUCACCAAACUGAUCCAUGCACUUCUCGGUCUCUACAUAUGGGAAUGGCUAGUCAGCCUCGACUUCGACCUUGCGUACUUGCUGAGACGCCGACGAUUCCAAUGGCCUCUGGCGUUUUAUUUUCUUGGUCGCUAUUCAAUGUUAAUAGCUCUCGUCGGCGUGGUCAUUGGGCUGAAUGUCACUUCCGAGAUAAACUGUCAAGGGCUGUUUAUUUUCAGUCAGACGUUCGGAAAUCUUGCCAUCGCCAUGUCAGCCACCAACCUAUCCAUCCGAACCAUAGCUGUCUGGGGCCGCUCGCUCUACAUUGUGAUCCCUCUCUCCGUUGCGCUUGUAGUAUACGCUGGGAUUCUCCUCCGCGGCGUCAUUGGUGUAAGAGACAUAUGGGCACCCGGCGCCGGUUGCACUAUCGUAAACUCACAAAUCGUGAUCCUGAGGACGAUCUACAUCUACGGGAUGUCGCUCGAUUUCAUCGUCAUGGGCUUGACCGUUUUCAAGCUUGCCACCAGCGGUGCGUCCAAGACACCGCUCGUCGUGAUGCUGGUCCAGGAUGGACUACUGUAUUUUGCGAUUUCAUUCACCGCGAACACCAUUGCCGUGAUCUUCAUGAUGCUCAACCUCAAUGCUGUGAUGGGUGUUAUUGCUGAUGUACCAGCUGUCGUGGUCAGUUUCACUCUCAUGAUCGAAAUUGCCACCACACUGAUGAUGCCUCUUCACCUAGAUCUGCACGGUAACGUCCUAUCUACUUCAUCAAUCGCUCAUCGAUUCCUUACUCUGAGUUCGGAAUGUCCAGAUUGCUGCUUGCCGUGUUGUUCGCCGUUUGACGAACCGUGGUUUCUCGGAUCAGAGUAA